Messenger RNA from Carassius carassius (crucian carp), 2892 nucleotides. RefSeq names its product DAZ interacting zinc finger protein 1-like (gene dzip1l). Gene Ontology annotation, biological process: cilium assembly. Gene Ontology annotation, cellular component: ciliary basal body; cytoplasm. Lineage: Eukaryota; Metazoa; Chordata; Actinopteri; Cypriniformes; Cyprinidae. Bases 198 to 2480 code for a protein of 760 amino acids. The record is from RefSeq and is a predicted model, not a curated record. The transcript is spliced from 16 exons.
UCACUAUGGCAACAAGAAACGCUUCUCUCUUAGCCCCGCCCAGCAGCAACAGUUGCCAGCUGUUAACUUCUCCUUUCAGUUUGUAGCUUAAAGCUGUUAACUUAUUAUUAUUUUUCAUUUUUAUUUUUGUAAUCAAGACAAGGCCUCUGUUUCGGAAUCACCACAUCCAUUCACCUCUCUAUCUCAAACCUUUCACCAUGUUGGGCCAGUUCUCCCCUGGUGAGCCCUACAGUGCUCUCUCCACACCACCCUGGAACCCAGCACACCAGCUUCAGCCCUUCCGCUUCCGCUCACGAACUGAGCCCAUAGACUGGAGGCGUCUCUCAGCCCUUGAUGUGGAACGUGUUGAGCGAGACAUGGAUGUUGAUAUGCUUCAGAAUUUCAUUACGACCGUAACGUUCUGUGCCGUGGAGGGCGAGAGGUGCCCAAACUGUCGAGGACCUGCUGACCCUUCUUUGAUCAAACUGCUUCGUAUGUCUCAGCUGAGCACUGAGUACCUGCUGCACUGCCAGGACUUGCUGAGCUCUCAGCUGUCAGGACUGGAGGAGCGUCUGCAGGCGGCACUCUCUCUGGUCCAGCGAGGAGAAGAACAACGAGAAGAACUUGAAAAAAAUGUGCAAGAGGCCAAACAGGAGAAUCGACGGAGAAAAAAAAUGAUCGCCACUCAACAGCUCCUCCUGCAGGCCAGUGCUAAUAAUUAUCACAAGUGCCAGUUCUGUGAAAAAUCAUUUGUCAACUACUCUUAUUUACAAGCACAUGUUCAGAGACGACAUCCUGAAGUUACAGAUGCAGAGAGACAAAAGAAGCGGAAGGUAGAAGAGAUGGAAGAUAGGAUAGAAGAGCUGAAGGAGAAACUGAGAUUGACGCAGAUGCAGCUACAAGCAGAGAGAGAAACAGAAAGUUUGAGGCGACAACAGGAACAAGAGGAGCAGCGAAGGAGAGAACAGUCAGAGAAGGAAGCACUGGAGAGAUGGAAAGAAGAGGAGAGAAGAAAAUCUCAGCAGGAAAUUGGAGAGCUGAGACAGUUAUUUCUCCAGGAGUCUAAAGACAUGGCAAGCAAGAGCUCAUCCAUAGAGGCUAAACUGCUAGUGUUGCAGAACAAAGAGGUGGGUGUACCUAAUAAUGUCACUUUACAAGAAGAGAGUGACCAUGAGAAAGAACUGAGAGAAAACAGAGAGAGAGAGCUAAAAGAGAAAAUGGCCAGGAAGAAAAGUGAAUGGAAGGAGAAAUUUCAGGAAGCACAGAACAGACACCGACAGGAGAAAGAAGAGCUGAAGAGUGAGAAUGCCAGGCUUGUGAAGUCCUUGUCUGUGGAGAAGAACUCUGGCUCCAGUCUGCAGAAACUUCAGCGGCAGGUUGUCUCUCUCUCUUCUCAGCUGAGCCAGAAGGACAGAUUAAUCAAAUCUCAGGAGGAGAAGAUUAAAAAGUUGUCAGUCUCAGUGGUUUUGCAAAAAGCCCAAGAUUCUCCUGAGGAUUCAGAGGAGGAAGAUGAAGAGAGCAUGGAGGAAUCAGAUGAACCCCAGUGGAAGGUUCUAAAGUUACAUAAAGGAAAGUCAGAGCUGAUGAAAGCGUCUAGACCCAUUCUAGAAGAAUCACUGGAGGAGAAACUGGAGAAUAUGGGACUGUGGAAGGGUACCAAGGGUAUCUCUAAGCAAACUUUUAAGAGUCUGAGUGCUCUGUUGACUGGUCAGCGGCUGCAGAAAUACAGACAGCAGCCAGACCUUCAGAACCAAAGAGACAACCUGGCACGUGAGGUCAUCAGGCAAGUGAAAAGCCUACAGAAUAUCCAGGGGAAAUUAACACCCAGCACUUUUAAACAAGGGGGAAAGAAAAAAUCAACACUAGUGAAGGAAAAAAGCAUCCGAUCCAGGGAGGACUCAAAGUCAUCCAGUCGGAGGGCCAAGAGCCAGCAGCCACCAGCACUUAUUCCAACACCCACCCCACGCUCCAAUGCACCUCAGAAACUGACUCCAAAAACACAACAAAAAAAGAAUGGCACACCACCUUUCAGUUCAGAUGAGGAUGAGUCAGUUGAGGACAAUGCCUAUAUCACCAGCUCACGGGGCAAGCCUUCCCCUUCUGUGCGCCUUGUCCAAUCAGGAUCACUGCUGAACCCAACAGCUGAACCUGAUUGGACAGACAGUGAACUGUCAGAGGCUUCUGACACACCCAAACUCCCCAAAAGUCCCAAUUCACAUGGUUCUGUUGUCCAAACACUGACAAGAAGUUUGGAAAGACAGCUAAGCACACCAAUCAAAAAGCCUGUGGGUGGGACUAGAGUUCUGCCCCCAUCCAGCCCCUCCCCUCGCCCUGCCAUUGUAAAACAGAGAGCGCUGUCUGAUGAGGAGAGCGACUUGGAGCUGUCCUCCAUUGCAGAGCUAACAGCCAACCGUGCAGGAGUACGCAGAAGUUCAGAGGUCGGCGGGACCUCAGGGACCAGUGCAUGGAGUUCUGUGGCCAGUAGACCAGGAGCAUGGUGAAGUGUGAUGUGACUGUCAAAUAAAGACAUGUUUUCAUUCCAAACCCAGAAUUUACAAGUUCAGGUACCAAGGAAUCAUUAUUAAAAGCCUUUUUUAUGCUUUAGGAAAUUUGUAAACCCAAAAAUUGUACCCAAGAGAAUAAGCCAUUACUUGUUUGUGUGCUGUAAUAUAACCUUCAGGUGUAAGUAGUGCCAAACAUAGUCCAGGAUACAUUUACUUUUAGCAGCCAAGCAGGAAGAAGCACUAAUAUUUAAUGAGCUGUGAGAUUUUUAUAUACAAUAAUUAAGUAAUCAUUGGGACAAGUUUGUGAUAUUUAGAGUAUAAUUGAUAUUUGAAAUAAAUAUGAAUUUGAUAUUGAAGACUAUGAAUUAAUCAUGAACAUGUGAGAGAAAUUUGGGGAAAUAAAUAUAUA